Rotaria sp. Silwood1 is the source of this 1392-nucleotide messenger RNA. NCBI's taxonomy places the organism in Eukaryota, Metazoa, Rotifera, Eurotatoria, Philodinida, Philodinidae. The record is from the annotation of a GenBank genome assembly.
AUGUCUUCAAAAUCAAACAUUUGUCAAAGGUCUCAUCCCACACAACGUGUAUCAAAAGAAACAAAAAAUUAUUCAUGCAUUACUUACCCUGAUGAAGCACUUAAAUACAGUAUAGUUGAUUCGAAACGAUUGUCAAACGUAGAUGAUCGAGGUUUUGGUAUAAUUAAAGAGCUUGGAAAAUCUUAUAAUAUUCGUGUAGAGCAAACUGGUUCACAAGAAUCCAUGGAAAGGUAUGCUCAGUUAUUGGAAAAAGCAAUGCAAUCUAAAAUGCACGAAGAAGUCCCUUCUGAUUGUGAAGAUUGGAGAGCAAAUAAAGAAAAAAGAAAUCAAUUAAAAUCUUUCACAACACCACUCACAACAGCUUCAAAAUCAUCAGGAAAACAAAAUCGAGAAACUCCUACGUCAAAAGAAUUUUCAUUAAAAAAAGUUGCCUUUGGUCACACACCAAUAGUUACUAAUGAAUUAUUUCAAACUUCACCCUUAUCAUUACCAUCUGAAUCUCAUUUGGCUGAUAGUAACGUAAACUUAGAUACACGUGCUCAAGGUCAAAAAGGAUCUGAUCACGAUUUAUCAAGCUCAGAUGAUGACAAAGAUGAAAAUUUUGACUUACGAUCACAUGAUGAUGAAGAUGAUUCGCAAUAUGAUGUAUCAUUGAAUUUUAUACCAUUACCAUCAUCUACAAAUUCAAAAAAACGUAUGUCAAAACAACAAAAAAAAAUACCUAUUGCCAAACGUUUACGUUUUACAUCGGAUCAUAAUAAUGAAAAAGAUGAAGAUCGACAGGCGGAUCAGCAACAAAUAUUAAAUCAUAUCAAACAAGUUAAUGCCAACUUGCUGAAAUUGCAGAAACAACAAGAGCAGGUGGUAGUCAUGUUAGAACGUCAAGAAAAAUUUUUAAAUGCUUUAUCUACAAAUCAAAAAAAAAUUACUAGGAGUUUAAAUCGACAUAAAAUUCCAGUCGUUCUUGAAAAUGAUAAUGAAGAUUCAAAUGUCAAGACUACUGAUUCUACUGAUCCUGAACCAAAAUAUACCAGAAGUGAUGGUGUUGUUAUUGAAUUAUUGAAAACAUAUGGAACAAGAGAAAAUACAGUCAAAUAUGCAUUAAAAUUAAUUGAUUUACUAUUUAUUGAUAAACAAGAUUUACAGAAUGUUGAUUCUAGAAAUAUUGAUGAAGAUCAACGCAUUCAAGCUAUAUAUGGUGCUAUUAGGCAAAAAUUUAAUUAUUCCACGACGGACAUGGCCAUGGUUUGGCCAGCCGUGCAUGAUGCUAUACUCAGUAAGCGUCGUAAUCAGGGAAGAACAUUAAAGUUACAAGCAGCCACAAAUGAAUCCAUUACAAGUACUUCAAGAGAACCAACUCCAAGUCGAAUUAAUAAUGACCAACAGAAGUAA